Mus pahari (shrew mouse) is the source of this 4102-nucleotide messenger RNA. It is a transcript of the gene Irag1, whose product is annotated as murine retrovirus integration site 1 homolog. The record is from RefSeq and is a predicted model, not a curated record. The transcript has 21 exons. NCBI's taxonomy places the organism in Eukaryota, Metazoa, Chordata, Mammalia, Rodentia, Muridae. The coding region runs from base 213 to 2783 and encodes 856 amino acids.
UGAAGAGAGGCUGGCCGGGAGGAAAGGGGAAUAACUCAGUUUUAGGUAAGUCAUUGCUAUUGCCUAGAAUAACCUGCCUCUUCAGCGCAAGGGAAGCAGAGAGACGCCUUCUCCUCCUUAAAGCCUGCGGAGCCCAAGCCUCUCAGAGCAUCCUUGGGGUUGGCACAGCAGAGGUUCCAGGCACGCACAGCCACUCCAACCAGGCGGCUGCCAUGCCCCACAUUCCUGAGGACGAGGAGCCCCCCGGAGAGCCACAGGCAGCCCAGACCCAAGACUCUCCCUCUGCAGGACCAUUUCCCAGCCCUCCCACAAUUAUCCUGACGGGGGAUGCCAGUUCACCUGGAGGAGAGACUGACAAAAACCUAGUCAACAGGGCUUCCAGCCCUCACCGGAGGCUUUCCCACCGACACCUGAAGGUCUCCACCGCUUCGCUGACUUCUGUGGACCCCUCGGGGCAUGUCAUUGACCUGGUGAAUGACCAGCUGCCCGACAUCAGCAUCUCAGAAGAGGACAAGAAGAAAAACCUGGCACUUCUGGAAGAAGCCAAGCUGGUGAGUGAGCGGUUCCUGACCCGCCGUGGGAGGAAAUCAAGGAGCAGCCUCGGAGACUCCCCAUCAGCUGUUUCUCCAAACCUCAGCUCUGGAACUUCUCCUGCAUCUUCCAGGAGCGCCUCCCUCACCAUCUCCACACCCCCAGGUUUGGACAUAUGCAGUGGCCCUCUGUCCCCUCUGCCAGGAGCACCACCACAGCAAAAGGGACAUGAGGACGGGGUCUCCUCGCCUUGCCCCGGAGAGCCUAAUGUCUCCAAAAGGCUAGCUGACCGGAAGCAGAAUGACCAGAGAAAAGUGUCUCAAGGCAGAUUGGCUCCCCGCUCUCCCACAGUGGAGAAAUCCAAAGAACUUACAGUAGAACAAAAGGAAAACUUUGAUCCUCUUCAGCACGGGGAGGCCACGCCCAUGGCGCAGGCUUCUGGAGCAAGCAUCAGUGGGAAAAUGGCGCUGAACAGCCCCCAGCCUGGCCCUGCUGAGAUGGAGCUGGGGAGGCAGCUCCUGAAGACAGCCAGGGAAGGCAACCCUGUGCCCAGAACCACAGUCCAGGGCCCAGGAGGAACGGUCUCCCCACAUUCCCUGGGACAGGGCUCUGCUGGAGAGCCUAUGGGGCCCAAGACUGGCUCCAAGGCUGAGCUGAGGUCCCCUGUGUCCCGGCCCCCCCUGAUUCGGGGAGUCUCCUGGGACAGCAGCCCUGAAGAACCCGGUCCCCUGCUGCAAAAGGUGCUCGCUAAGCUGCCCCUGGCAGAGGAAGAGAAGCGGUUUCCAGGCAAGACCAAGCCAGCCAAGCCGCCUGGGCUCAAAGACUUCCAGAUACAAGUGCAGCCGGUGCGCAUGCAGAAGCUGACCAAGCUCCGGGAGGAACACAUCCUGAUGAGAAACCAGAACCUGGUGGGGUUCAAGCUCCCUGAACUGAGUGAGGCUGCGGAGCAGGACAAAGGAGUCUCCCCUGAACUCGCUCCAGCAGCUGAGGAAGAAGAGUCCAAGAGUGGUCUGGAUGUGAUGCCCAACAUUUCUGACAUAUUGCUGCGCAAACUUAGGGUUCACAAGUCACUCACUGGAAGCGCCCCUCCACUCACUGAGAAGGAAGUGGAGAACGUGUUUGUACAACUGUCCUUGGCCUUUAGAAAUGACAGCUACACCUUGGAGUCUAGAAUUAACCAGGCUGAACGGGAGCGCAACCUGACGGAAGAGAACACGGAGAAGGAACUGGAAAAUUUCAAAGCCUCCAUUACGUCCUCAGCAAACAUCUGGUACCACUGCGAACACCGGGAGACCUAUCAGAAACUUCUGGAAGACAUCGCCGUCUUGCAUCGUCUGGCUGCCCGCCUCUCCAGCCGGGCUGAAGUGGUGGGUGCUGUUCGCCAGGAAAAGCGCAUGUCAAAGGCCACGGAAGUGAUGAUGCAGUAUGUGGAGAAUCUGAAGAGAACAUACGAGAAGGACCAUGCUGAGCUCAUGGAAUUUAAGAAACUUGCAAAUCAGAAUUCCAGUCGCAGCUGUGGGCCCUCUGAAGACGGGGUUCCUCGCACGGCGCGGUCUAUGUCCCUCACCAUGGGAAAGAACAUGCCCCGCCGGAGGGUCAGCGUUGCUGUGGUUCCCAAGUUUAAUGCCUUGAACCUGCCUGGCCAAGCCCCGAGCUCCUCACCCAUGCCCUCCCUACCAGCUUUGUCUGAAUCGUCCAACGGGAAGAGCAGCAUCUCUGCUUCCCCAGCGCUGCCUGCACUUUUGGAAAAUGGAAAGACAAAUGCAGAGGCUGACUGCGAAGUGUGUGCCCCCGUGCCACUCCCAAGCUGUCUGGAGGAGACGAGCCAGGAGACCAAGGCCAGGGCAGAGGAAGACGCCUACAACAAAGGAUACCAGGAAGGGGUAAAGAAGACCGAAGAACUUCAAGACCUGAAGGAGGAGGAGGAGGAAGAACAGAAGACAGAGAGUCCUGAGGAACCAGAAGAGGUAGAAGAAACCCAGGAGGACGAGAAGGACCAGGGAAGCAGCAAACUUGAAGAACUGGUCCACUUCCUACAAGUCAUGUAUCCUAAAUUGUGUCAACACUGGCAAGUGAUCUGGAUGAUGGCCGCAGUGAUGCUGGUCUUGAGUGUUGUUCUCGGGCUCUACAGUUCCUAUAACUCCUGCACAGAGCAAGCCGACGGGCCCCCUGGGAGAUCCACUUGCUCUGCAGCCCAGCGGGACUCCUGGUGGAGCUCGGGACUCCAGCAAGAGCUGCCAGCAGAGCAGUAGGACAUCGGACUCCUUAGCCAUGCCCUGCUCUAGUGCAUUCAUCCCAACACUCUGCCCCUAAGUACAAUGUGUCAGGCCCAAACCAGGCACAUGUGGCCACCCAUCCCAUUGGGGAAUAAGGAGGCUCUCUCCUGUCACUCAUGGAAGCUACUCACAACAACCUGAUGCUUUGAAGGGAUCAACAAAAGAUCAAAUCAUGCUCUGGGAAAGUGUCUGGUUGACUAAGAAGCGACCUUCAUUAAGGACUCUAGCACAAGGGAAGAGCCUCCCCCUGGCUCAGGUGGAUCAGGAAAACUGAAACCCCUUCAUUAAGGGGAAAACGAGAAACCUGCUUUCCAUUUUUUCUUCCCUGUGUUUCAUGGUCAGUAAGAAUUGUACUUAGCGGCCAGCACUGACCAUAAGACUCAGUCUUGGAGUCACAACAUAUUGUCCCACUUCCCACUUCAUGUAUCACAACCAUUCUUUCGCCUUCUCUCUCCCUUUCAGAAUUACCAUUUAUUUCCAGAGAGUGGGAAAACUUUCUCAUAAAAUUACACAGGCUAGAAGUAGCCCCAUGCUAGAAAGUAAACAGGAAGAUGUGAAUUAAUAUAUAAUGAAUCUGUAUACAUAUAGACUAUACACACGUUUGUGCACAAAGACACCCAGUCUCUGGAAGUGUGCUCCGCUCAGUGGCACCCAUGUCAUGCCAACCAGUUGGUUUUCACUAGGUAUGGAGCUGUAGUCACCAGGUACCAGCACAGGGAGCCCUCCACACACUCCGAAGAUGUUUGAACCUCUGAGAAAUCAUGUCUUCGUUCCACUUCAUAUGCCAGGUUGGAGCUGCUGUUUGGCACAGUCUGUUCCCUGGUUGCUUGCUCUGUUUGAAAGUGAUCCUACACAGUUAACCCACCUCUUGGGUAAGAAAAGGUGUGCCUUUCACUUCUGACUCUCACUCUGCCAUGCACCUCGGGACUACAGUGUUCAUGAUAUUUCCAAAUCCAAUGUGUCCUUCCACGGACCUGUUCAGCAUUAACCUGAAGGCAGUGCAUUCUCCUCCAGCAUGGUGGCUCUCUACACUGCUCAGUGGUUUCCUUCAUUCAGCUCUCUUCAGUCAGAGAUGGGGCUUCUCUUGUGGUUGCUUUUCUGGUUCGUUGUUUUCGUUGCUAUCACUCAUGUAGAACGUAUUGUGAGCCAAAAACCAUCUGUGUUACAUAGGCAGUAAUUCAUUAGUCCUCAAGAAAAGAAAACUCUGAAAUAGAUAUCACUUACUCCAUGUUCAAAUAAGGAAACAGAAGCAUAAAUGAUACAAGAGUGUACACACACACACACACACACACACA